GGGGCGGGUCUUAUCGGUGUCGUCCACUUCCUGCUUCUCUCCCCUGGUUUAGUCUGAUCAGCUGCACCAGCUUUUUAUCCGACGACAAGCACAAUGUCACACCAAACGGGCAUUCUCGCGGGGAACGAUGUGAAGGAUAUCUUUGCCAGUGCCAGGAGUGGAGACCUAUAUCGAGUCUUAAAGAUCAUCAUUGAGGAUGAGCAGCUGACUUUGGGUGCCACCAGGAAAGCAUCAAAGAAGUGGGACCAGGAGUAUGAUUCCUUAGUGCUGCCACUCCUUGAGGAUGACGUACCCUGUUAUAUACUGUACCGUCUGGACUCCACUAACAACCAGGGCUAUGAGUGGAUCUUUCUGGCUUGGUCACCAGAUCACUCUGCUGUGCGACAUAAAAUGUUAUAUGCUGCUACCAGAGCUACACUGAAGAAGGAGUUUGGAGGCGGACACAUCAAGGAUGAGAUUUUCGGCACCACAAAGGAUGAAUUGAAUCUUAGUGGAUACAGGAAAUAUUUGACCUCGCAGGCUGCUCCCCUACCCCUCACGGCUGCAGAGGAGGAACUGAGACAGAUUAAACUGAAUGAGGUGCAGACAGACAUCAGUGUGGACACUAAGCAGCAGACUCUGCAGGGAGUGGCCUUCCCUGUUCACCACGAUGCUAUUGCAGCACUUGAACAUUUUAGAGACAAGAAAAUCAACUAUGUACAACUGCGAGUAGACGCUGAACAGGAGCUGAUUCGAUUGUUCAGCACUGAGCCAACAGAGGUGAAAGACCUGCCUAAGAGAAUCCCUAAAGAUUCUCCACGCUACCACUUCUUCCUCUACAAACAUUCCCAUGAAGGCGACUACUUGGAGUCCACAGUCUUCAUUUAUUCUAUGCCUGGCUAUAAGUGUAGCAUCCGCGACAGGAUGCUGUAUUCCAGCUGCAAAAACCCCUUGGUUGACAUGGUGGAAAACAAACUCCAGAUUGAGAUUGAGAAAAAAUUGGAGAUUGAAAAUGGGGAUGAACUGAACAGUGAUUUCUUGUACGAGGAGGUGCAUCCCAAGCAGCAUGCACACAAGCAGGCCUUCGCCAAGCCUAAGGGCCCUGCAGGGAAGAGAGGGGGCCGGCGCAUCACCCGACCACCUGGAGAGGGAGAGGAGGAAGAUUAAACAGACCUCAGCACCCGACCAGCACCUCCACCCCUAGCACGUUCCACAGUGGAAUAUUCCUGUGAAGGGGAAAUCGUAUUUGACAUGCUUCUUUAAAAUAUUAAAACAACCUCAAAUUCCCACAUAGUUCACCCAGAGACCCAACUAUGCACGCCAAGGACAAAUGAGCAGUGACGCGCUUCAGAAUUUCCAUUUGUAGCUUGCCAAAUGGAAGCAUAUUUAUGUAUGUCAGUACAUUCGCAAAAAAUUAAUUUACAGUGAUUCACAGAGUCGCAAUCUAAACCUGAGAUUUUUACAUUGUUGCCGGCUCGGAGGCUUAAAAAGUAUUAGUGUGACUAAUGUGAACUUGCGUCAAUAUGACGAGAUUCCCCCACUUUGAGUUCACAUGCUUGAAUUCUUAACUUGCAUUCCUUAAGACUGUGUCAAUUAAUCUGUGUCUAUUGUGUUCGACAUUUGUCUCCUACUGUUUGCACAACGAGGUGCUCCAAAGCCGGAAAGAUACAAUUAUCCCAUUUGUGUCUGUCGAUUCGUUUUAACAGUGCAUUUUGUAUUGGAAAAUUGACUUCUUUUUUGAUAUAACUGUGAUUCACAUGGGAAGAAAAAAAUCAUCUGCUGAAAAACUUAUUUUUCUAUGCAAGUGCUGUAAAUGUACAUAUUGUAGCUGUGUGAUGCUCUAAGAAACAGUCUUGUCUGUUCUGGUGAUUGUCGGUGUCGGCGAGGACCACAGUGGAAAUAACAGGGGCUUCCAGAAAUAUUACAUCGAUACAUCUCAGAUUCUCAGAAGAGGAAGCUACUCCACCUUUGGAGGUUUUCAUACAACACACAUAGGGCCAAGAAACUGAUAGGAAGUAGGAGUACCUUGAUCAAAAUGUUGCCACUGGUCUACUGAUUAAUAUUAGGCAAACUACUAAGCUCACCUCUUUUUUGAAGGGAGAAUCCCUUUAUAUUCACAUAGUGUCAUAAUAAUAGAAAAGAAAAUCAUGUUCGGUCUUAUGUUUUCUUACAAACCUUUCUUUUAAAGAAGAAAAAUAAAAAUAUUUAAAUCAUG
Messenger RNA from Monopterus albus (swamp eel), 2194 nucleotides. RefSeq names its product twinfilin actin-binding protein 1a (gene twf1a). Gene Ontology annotation, molecular function: actin filament binding; actin monomer binding. The transcript has 9 exons. Gene Ontology annotation, biological process: barbed-end actin filament capping; regulation of lamellipodium assembly; positive regulation of neuron projection development. Gene Ontology annotation, cellular component: myofibril; actin filament; cytoplasm. The coding region runs from base 94 to 1146 and encodes 350 amino acids. The record is from RefSeq and is a predicted model, not a curated record. NCBI's taxonomy places the organism in Eukaryota, Metazoa, Chordata, Actinopteri, Synbranchiformes, Synbranchidae.